Miscanthus lutarioriparius is the source of this 2013-nucleotide messenger RNA. NCBI's taxonomy places the organism in Eukaryota, Viridiplantae, Streptophyta, Magnoliopsida, Poales, Poaceae. The record is from the annotation of a GenBank genome assembly.
AUGACCGAGGGCGUCGCCGGCGAUGACACUAGGCGAUUGUACGGCAACGCUUUUGCGGGGUCGACGAGCGAUGGCUGGGGGUACUCUUGCCAAGGUCCUAGGGAGGUCAUCCCCAUCGUCGCCGGCGAAGUCAGUGCACGAGGCAUAGAGACAGGUGAGCCUUCUGAGACCCAACGUGGGCUUUGUGUGCUGGACAGAUGCGGUCGUAGAAGGGGUCGUACAGGAAAAUUAGCAUCACAUUUCCUGCUUGCCUCUUGCGACCUUGACGAGAUCAACAAGCUAACCCUAGCCGCCACUCCCUCCUCUGUUCAUCCCUCGUACGUGCAAGUCGUGCAUGCGGGCAUGGUGUCACCAGGUGUAGGCGGGGUGGGCAAUGAUGGGGCUGGCGUUGGAGGAAGAGGUUAUGGAACCGGCCGCGGUGGAAGGCGCACAGGCGGUGGAGGUGGUGCUGCGCGCGGUGGCCGACAUGGAUACAGCGUCAGCCUUGUGUACCAGGAGGUAUCGUCACAGCAACCUAUGCCAAACCCUCAGAUCCCGACGCGACAACUUGUGAAUCAGCAGCAGUACAUGUCGCAAGCUCCUCCAGUGAUGACCAUGUCGUCUACGGCUUUGCCGGGGAUGGGGAUCAAUCAACAGCAAGGUGUUAUUGUGGAUCCGCAGCAGCUGAAAGGAACGGGUACAGGUGCAGAGCAAGGUGUUAAUGCUGGAUCUCAAAUUCUAAAGGGUUCUUCUUCGGCAGGUGGACCAACUGAUGUGCAGGUUGAAAAUUCAGUGGGUGAUCUAGCAAAGAUGACAAGGUUCAAUGCAGAAAUGAAAGAAGGCGUGAUGACUCUCAAAUUUCAAGAAUUCAAGGAAGAUGAGGAAUAUUUCGGUCAUGCUCUGCCAGUGGUGUGGAUGAGAGUCUUAAAUCUUCUGACAAUUUUAAGGGAGUAUUUGGUUUUGUGGGCUUUGGGAACUCUUUUUGGAGUUACUCAAGAUGUGGACAUGGUGACAACUAGAGCGAGUAGCUUUGGAAGGUUUGCAGUGGCAGUACUAGAUCUGGAGGCAAUUCCAACCAACCUAGAUGUCAUUAUUGGUAAUCAAUACUUUCAGUUACUUUUCGAAGUUGAACCUUAUUUACCAAACAUCAGGCUCCGAAGCAUUUGGAACACCAAGAAUAAUGGGAAUGAAGAUCAUGGUAGUGGGGCACCAAAGGACAGUGAGAUGGAGGAGGCACAAAAUCAUGGCAAGGUUAUCAACUCAGGUGCAAGUGCAGCAAGUGCAGUAGUUAGUAGCAAUUCAGGAAAAGAAGCAAAUAAUCCAGAAGUACAUAUGGAUGUUGAUCUUGAAGAGUAUGAUUUAUUAGAUGAGGAGAAUGAUCUGAGUGAUGCGGUACGUGAUUUUGUGGGAGUCAAGAAAGGUCAUUUGGUGGAUGUGCGAGUAGCAGCUUCUCUGGUACCUUCAGGAUCCUCAGCUCCAGCGCGUAUGCAGCAAAGUUCAUCACAGUUAUCAAGGUCGGGUGGCAAGUUGGUCUCAGGAAAUUUAUUGAAAGGGAAGGAGAAGGGGCAGCAGCAGCCGCCUUUGGCAGGGAUACAGGCGUCGACCGGUUUGGGGGCUGCUAGUUGGGGUUCGCAAAAAAUUCAUAACCAGCAGCCUUCCACACUAGUUGGAGAAUCAUUUGAGGCAAGCAAGCGGAAUGCGGACGUGGCUGAUGUACACUCUCUGGAGAAGGCAGAAAAAAGAGUUGCCAUCAAAAAUCUCGAGGAUCCCCAAGAUGUAGAACAAGAGAGAUUGAAACCUUCGUAUGUUGGUAAUUCAAUUGAUAAAGAAUGUGAAUCAGAGGAGGAUGAGGUCGAUCCUGAUACUUCUACCAUCGAUCGACUCUGUGGUGACUUGACGGAGGAGGUGAUGGAUGAUAGUAAUGUGAGCGUUGAUGGAGUACUUGUUGACAUACCCAUCAAGGUGGCAAAAAAUAAAAAGUUUAAUAAACUCCUUAAUAGGAAGGCGUCUGCAAAGAAAAAAUUGUUCCAAUGA